AUGGAUCACGGCACGUCGGUCCUCGAUCCAGCGUUACGAGGCGCCGAGACGCCCACAAACGGCCGAAACGGCGGUGGUCCCACCGCAGGCCCCGCGACGACGCACGACGACGACGCUUCAGCUGCAGCUGCCGCUGCCGCCUCACCAACGGCUCCCGGGCGAAGCGGAGCCGAGGGAGGACAAGGACAGGGACAUCACCACGACACGGCGGCGGGCACCGAGAGCCCCGAGACACCUCACUCUGCGCACGCCGGGGAGACGCCGCAGCACGACGGGCUCCAUGGGGGCAACAACCCGGAAGACCCCAAACGGCCGAGGGCAUGCGAGGCCUGUCGCGGCCUGAAGGUGCGAUGCGAGCCGGACCCGAACGAUGCGGAGGGCCCGUGUAAGCGUUGCAAGAAGGCGGGGAGGAACUGCGUUGUGACGAUGCCGACGAGGAAGAGGCAGAAGAAGACGGACAGCAGGGUUGCCGAGUUGGAGAAGAAGAUCGAUGCUUUGACGGCGAGUUUGCAGGCCAGGGGCACGUCGGGGGCGGCUCCGAGCGCUGCGGCGAGCGUGCCGCAGCCCGUCCUCGGGAAACCGGUGCCCAGGGAGGAGACGCCUUUCAAGAGGGGGUGGGGUGAUCAUGGCAUGGCGAGGGCUUGGGGAGCGGCGACGCCGGGCGAUGAGGAUGCGGACCGGAGGGGUGUUGAUACCGGGCUGCUUGCUGGGCAAAAGAGGAAGUUCAGCGAGAGGGGAGACACGCCGGCCGAGAUUCCGGAGAUGAGCAGGCCUGCGCCGCCGAUGCAGAUGGGGGCAGAUUAUGCGGAUGUUGUGGAAAGGGGCAUCCUGAGCGCCGAGAAGGCCUCGGAGCUGUUUGAGAGGUACAAGACGUACAUGAUGCCACACAUGCCGGCAGUGGUGUUCCCGCCGUCGACCAGCGGGGACGAGCUGCGGCGGUCGAAGCCGCUGCUGUUCCUGGCCAUCAUGUCGGCGGCGUCGUCGGAGAGCCCGAACGUGCAGCGCCGGCUGGUGAAGGAGCUGAUGCAGAUAUUCGCGGAGAAGAUUAUCAUCACGGGCGAGAAGAGCCUGGAGAUCGUGCAGGCGCUGCAGGUCGCGGUGAUUUGGUACUGGCCGCCGGAGCACUUUGAGGAGCUCAAGUUCUACCAGCUCGUGCACAUCGGCGCGGUGAUGGCGCUCGACAUCGGCCUCGGGCGGCGGACGGGCGGCAGGAAGAUGCAGGUGCCCUACCAGUGGCGCAACCACCCGUUCAAGCGGGCGCCGCCGCCGGAUCCGACGAGUUUGGAGUGCCGGCGGGCGUGGCUGGCGAGCUACUUUCUGGCGGCGAACACGAGCAUGGCGCUGCACCGGCCGAACCUGGUGCGGUGGACGAGCUUCAUGGCGGAGAGCAUGGAGGUGCUGCAAACGAGCCCCGAGGCGGCUCCGACGGACCGGUAUUUCUGCCAUCUUGUGUGGACGCACCGGCUUGCGGAGGAGGUCGGGGUGCAGUUUGCCAUGGACGACCCGGCAGUUGUGCCGAAUAUCACGGACUCGAGGACGCAGUACUCGUUGAGGAUGCUAGAGAGGGAUUUGGAAAAGUAUAGCAAAAAUGUGCCCAAGGAGGAGACGGGGGCCACGUUGAAAAUGAGCUUUCACGUCUUGUCGUUGUACAUGCACGAGAUCGCCCUGCACACCCAGCUUGACGACAUCCGCCCGCCGUUCGACACCGCCACCCUCAAGGACGGCAUGCUCCCCAACCUGCAGCUCACGACGUCGCACAUCAACGCCCUCUCGGCGUGCCUCUCCGCCAUCGACGGCAUCUUCGAGGCGUUCCUGUCGAUGGAGGUGCCCAGCAUCCGCUGCCUGCCCGUCUUCAACUUCGUGCGCGUCGCAUACGCCGUCGUGGUGCUCAUCAAGAUGUACUUCUCCGCCACGGCGCCCGGCUCCGAGCUGGGCAAGGUGAUUGACAAGGACAACAUGAAGGUCGAGUUCUACCUCGACGCGCUGCUGGAGCGCUUCCGCGCCGCCGCGUCCGACGACAGGAGCCGCCCCGCGGCCAAGUUCCUGGUGGUGCUGGUCAUGCUGCGCAGCUGGUUCCUGAAGCAGAGCAAGGGCCUGGGAGUGGGUGGCCCCCAACCAACGCCGGAGCUUGGACGGGCCACGUCGUCUUCGACACCCGCACCGGAGAAGACGGCCGUGGCGCCUGCUGCUGCGGCGCCGGAGGAGAGGGCGCCGAGUUAUCAACCCCCGCCGACGAUCCAGUACGACCCCGCGGCCAACACGCCUUUGCACCUGUUAUCUGAGAUUGCCACGAACGACCGGUCCGCGUCUGCAGGGCGGACAGGCGGCAACAUGAUGUGGAACCCGGCGCCGACACCACGGCAGCAGGCCUUCAUGUACGACCCGAGCGUCGUCACGCCGGGCAUGGACGCCUCCGCGUCCUCGGGCCCCGACACGGCGAGCAGCGGGGCCAUGGAGGCGGCGACCACGACGGGCGCGGGCAACAACUGGAUGCCGCCCGUGUGGUCGGGCGACCUGCAGGACAUGGGCAUCGACGUGGGGCUCACGGAGGGGCUGAGCGUCGAGGAGUUCACGUCGGGCUUCGGGGCGAGCCCGGGCAGCCUGAGCAGCGGGAUGAGGACCCGUGGCUGA
Molecule: messenger RNA, 2631 nt
Organism: Colletotrichum chrysophilum
Lineage: Eukaryota; Fungi; Ascomycota; Sordariomycetes; Glomerellales; Glomerellaceae
Exons: 3
Coding region: 1-2631 (876 amino acids)
Biological process (GO): regulation of DNA-templated transcription
Cellular component (GO): nucleus
Molecular function (GO): zinc ion binding; DNA-binding transcription factor activity, RNA polymerase II-specific; transcription cis-regulatory region binding
Source: RefSeq, a predicted model, not a curated record